Messenger RNA from Labrus mixtus (cuckoo wrasse), 3033 nucleotides. RefSeq names its product G protein-activated inward rectifier potassium channel 1-like. Gene Ontology annotation, molecular function: G-protein activated inward rectifier potassium channel activity. NCBI's taxonomy places the organism in Eukaryota, Metazoa, Chordata, Actinopteri, Labriformes, Labridae. Bases 541 to 2100 code for a protein of 519 amino acids. Gene Ontology annotation, cellular component: plasma membrane. Gene Ontology annotation, biological process: regulation of monoatomic ion transmembrane transport; potassium ion import across plasma membrane. The transcript has 3 exons. The record is from RefSeq and is a predicted model, not a curated record.
ACACACACACACACACACACACACACACACACACACACACACACACACAGUCCCACCCACCUUUCUGUAAGGGAAAAUGUGCGGCAGUUCGUGUUCACUCUUGAAACAGUAGUCACUCCCACAAUACCGUGUUCCUGUCAGGAGGACAGUGCGCACUGUAGCUGCUGUUUAUAUACACAUCUUAACUGAAUGGCGACACCUCAGUGGAUCUGCCAAGGACGCAUGCAGUCUUGGAGUGGAGUUAUCUGAAUACAGCUUCUUUUUUUUUCUUCUUUUUUUAAGGCAACUUUAAAUUCGUUUAUUUGAUCUUUAUGGAUGAACAGUGGACUUCUGUGCGUAAAAGAGUGAGUCUGAACCAUGCAGUGCGCAGAAUCUCUGCUCACUUGCGAUUCACUUACGGGAGAGAGGAGCAUCUUCAUCUCACAGGAUGCGAGACGCGCGCUGAUUCCUUUUGAAUGGUUUUGGGAAGGGGGUGCCAAACUUGCGUAAAGAGCCGGAUUCUGCACAAGUGGGCUAAUUAGACUAUAGGUGAUUCAUACAAUGUCAGCCAUACGGAGGAAAUUCGGAGAGGACUACCAGGUGGUGAACACCAGCCAGAGCAUUACUUUUUCCGCCCAGGUGAAGAAGAAAAGGCAGCGGUUCGUGGAGAAGAACGGCCGCUGCAACGUCCAGCACGGUAACCUUGGCGGGGAGACCAGCCGAUACAUCUCGGAUCUCUUCACAACAUUAGUUGAUCUCAAGUGGCGCUGGAAUCUACUUAUCUUCAUCCUCACUUACACAGUCGCAUGGCUGGUGAUGGCUUUUAUGUGGUGGGUGAUCGCCUACAUCCGCGGGGACCUGAGCAACAGCGGCCACGACUCGUCCUACACCCCGUGCGUCGCCAACGUGUACAACUUUCCCUCCGCGUUCCUGUUCUUCAUCGAGACGGAGGCGACCAUCGGCUACGGCUACCGCUACAUCACCGAGAAGUGCCCCGAGGGCAUCAUCCUCUUCCUCUUCCAGUCGCUGCUGGGCUCCAUCGUAGACGCCUUCCUCAUCGGCUGCAUGUUCAUAAAGAUGUCCCAGCCAAAGAAGCGCGCAGAGACGCUGAUGUUCAGCCAGGACGCGGUGAUUUCGCAGCGGGACGGGAAGUUGUGCCUCAUGUUCCGCGUGGGGAACCUGCGGAACAGCCACAUGGUGUCCGCACAGAUCAGGUGCAAACUCAUCAAGUCACGGCAGACCCCGGAGGGUGAGUUCCUGCCCCUGGAUCAGUGUGAGCUGGACGUGGGUUUUGGGACGGGGGCGGACCAGCUCUUCUUGGUGUCACCUCUGACCAUCUGCCACGAGAUCAACAACAAGAGCCCGUUCUUCGAUCUGUCACAGCGCUCCCUCAAGAACGAGGAGUUUGAGAUCGUCGUCAUUCUAGAGGGAAUCGUUGAGACUACUGGAAUGACAUGUCAGGCGAGGACGUCUUACACCGAGGAUGAAGUCUUGUGGGGCAACCGUUUCCUCCCAGUCAUGUCACUGGAGGAGGGCUUUUUUAGAGUCGACUAUUCCCAGUUCCACAACACAUUUGAGGUCCCAACACCACCACACAGCGUAAAAGAGCAGGAGGAGAAGUCUUCACUGACAUCACCGAACCCUCUGCCUGUUGCACCCACGCCCUCGUCCCCUCUGUUGGGUAAUGGUGGACGUGGCGGGCGAAGAGAAAGGCUCCUGUCGGCUGACUGUGCGGACCACACGGAGGACCAAGUCACCAGACGGCCCAGCAAACUACAACGCAUGAGCUCCACUAGAGAGGAGCUCCUCUUGAGGGGGUAUAAGACCGGGCCAUCCUUGCCCGGGGGUAAGGCCUCAAGCACAGGAGAUCUUCCGCUUAGUAUUCAGAGGCUAAGGUCCAGCUCCAUCCCAGCUGUGAGGCAAGGACAGCCAGAGGAGCAGGUCCAGCUGUUGUCCUUGGAUGGGGAAGCAGAGGAGGGAGAGGUGGAGAAACACAGACUGCCAGCAGCAUAUAGCUCCAUUGUUGCCCAGACCCCAAAGCCAGUCCAGAUCCCCUUGGUAGGGAGUCGGCCAGAGGACAACCUACCGGCCAAACUGCGCAGAAUGAAUGCUGACCGCUGACUUGUGCUGACUACCUUUAAGACUUGAAACAUUUUGAAAACUGAAUCAGGCUUAAUGGGCAUUGCAUAUAACUGAAAACUACUGUGAUAAUAGUUGAAUUUUUGUCCUGCAGAUUUUGACCAGUAUUUUACCUUUACUUACGGGCUCUUUAAUAAGUUGUCCAGUGCCACAAAUAUAAGUACAACGCCAAUAAGCCAUCCAUCCGCUCAUACUGUGAGUCAUCUUUUCAUAAAUCGCCAUCUGUGCCCCUAACUGACUUCUCAUACUUCUACCCUUGUGCUUGUUUAUUUCACUUCUGUUCAAAGAGUUAAAUCAAAGACUUUAAAAUCCCAACAAGCACCAUUUUUAUAGAAAACACAGACCUUUUUUUGACCAUUUACUGAACCCUAACCCUUUCCCAAACUGCAAUCUUCCAAUUAUUACUUAGCUACUGUAACUAUGCACAGCAGGUCUGUCACCAUCUUGGAUUUUCCACAGGCCUGAAUUGGUUUCCAGGGAGCUUCAUUAAGGUAAAAGACGCAUCUUGAUGCUACCUGAUUUUUGGCCUCAUUCAUUUUUAAAGAGCCCAUAUUAUGCCCUUUUUGGGGUUCGUAUAUUUAAUCUAUGUACCUACUAAAGUAUGUUCACAAUAGCUAAAGUUCAAAAAAAGUGUAUGCUUUCAUGUACUGCCGCUUCUGACUCUCUCUCUAAGGCUCUGAAGUGCCCACGUUCAGAGUCCCCACAUUUUUUCGAGGGGGGCUAGAACCGAGCGUUACAUGCAGCUAAUGCUACAGCUAACAGGAGGACGUAGGAGAAGCCGCGUUUCCGCGGACUUAGAAUUUUUGCAAAUAGAUGUGCCUAAACAUGCACAGGACACUUGGAAAACACACUAAAGAGCAUAUAAAACCAGAAAAAGCAUAAUAUGGGCCCUUUAAGGGAAACAUUUUUGAAUUA